This is a messenger RNA of Alligator mississippiensis (American alligator), 2064 nucleotides long. RefSeq names its product olfactory receptor 52B2. The record is from RefSeq and is a predicted model, not a curated record. Bases 192 to 1154 code for a protein of 320 amino acids. Gene Ontology annotation, cellular component: membrane. Gene Ontology annotation, molecular function: olfactory receptor activity; G protein-coupled receptor activity. The transcript is spliced from 2 exons. Gene Ontology annotation, biological process: G protein-coupled receptor signaling pathway. Lineage: Eukaryota; Metazoa; Chordata; Crocodylia; Alligatoridae.
CUCCUAACAGGAAUAUAUGCUCGCAAUGCUCUAAGGAUGCAGUGUUCCCCACAGAGGGGCUGUGACCUGAAAACCACAGCAAUGUGCUGAUGCUCUUCUGUGCCUGGCUCUGUUAGCCAUGGUAAAGCCAUCAGGAGAAGCACGAUUCAGGCCUAUGCAGGGAAGGGCCCCGUGCAAAUCUGCGUUGUGCCAUGCACAGUUUCAACAACAGCAGCUUUGACCCCAUCACGUUCAUCCUGACCGGCAUCCCGGGCAUGGAGCAGUCCCACAUCUGGAUCUCGGUCCCCUUCUUCCUGAUGUACUUGGCAGCCCUUCUCGCCAACUCCGUCAUCCUCUUCAUCGUCAGCACGGAGCGGAGCCUCCACGAGCCCACGUGCCUGUUCCUCGCCAUGCUGGCCGUGGCCGACCUCAUGCUGUCCACCACCACCGUGCCCAAGAUGCUGGCCAUCUUUUGGUUCGGCGCGAAGACAAUUUCGUUCGACGCCUGCAUUACCCAGAUGUUUUUUACCCAUUUCAGCUUCAUUGCAGAGUCAACGGUGCUGCUGGCCAUGGCGUUCGACCGCUACAUCGCCAUCUGCGACCCGCUGCGCUACCCGAUGAUCCUAACGCCCUCCGUGAUAGGGAAAAUCGCAGUGACCGCGGUGCUCAGGGGCCUGUGCAUCAUGUUCCCACCCAUCUUCCUCCUGAAGCGGUUGCCCUACUGUGGGAACAACGUCAUGCCCCACACGUACUGCGAGCACAUGGGCAUCGCUCGCCAGGCCUGCGCAGAUAUAAGAGCCAACAUCUGGUACGGCUUGACCACGACUCUGCUCUCGUCGGGAAUAGACGUGGUGCUCAUUGCCAUCUCCUACGCCCUCAUCCUCCGGGCUGUCUUCCAGCUCCCAUCCAAGGAUGCCCGGCUCAAAGCUCUGAGCACCUGCGGCUCUCACCUCGGCGUCAUCCUGAUGUUUUACAUGCCAGCCUUUUUCUCCUUUCUCACCCAUCGGUUUGGCCACAAUAUUCCCGGCUGCAUCCACAUCCUCUUGGCCAACUUCUACGUGGUGGUGCCCCCCAUGUUAAACCCCAUCGUGUACGGGGUGAAAACCAAGCAGGUUCGGGAGAGCGUGAUACGCGUGUUCUCCCAGCCCAGGGGGGUUCCCUGCAUUGGCUGGUGAAGAGGAGGCUCGGUCAUCCCUGAUGGAGAUAGACCUAGACUAUGCAUGAGCGAACGGUGCUGCAGUUGCACCCUGACCUGGACAGGGAAGCUGUCCUGCUGCUUCCCUGGCAUGAAAUUGCAGGUUAGGUCAGGGCAGCAGGUUUCCAUGCACAUUUAUUGUAUGGGUCAGGAGGAAAGUCAGACCCAUCCAGCACUGGUUGGAAGCCAAGUAUUCAAGCCGCGACUAUGAAUCUGGGCAAACCCACCCACCACCAUUGCUUCCAACAGUGGCAAUGGUAUCUCAUUUCCCCUCACCCCCUGCUUGUCAUCAGCAGCUGUGAAAAAGGCAAAUUAUAAAGCGAUACUUCCCGUUUUGUUUGCAAUUCUCUCCAUCAUCUCUAUGUACCUAUGCAUUGAACAUUUUGCAAAAAUGCAAUUUUCCGCAGGUUAUGCAUGGGUGUGGGUUAUAUCCGUGUGCAUGCUAUAUGCGCGAAAAUACGGUAAAUUCAUGGUGCACCCACACCUUGAAUCCUGUGCCCAGUUCUGGUCCUCACACCUCAGAAAGGAGAUAGAGGAAAUACAGAAGGUCCAGAGAAGGGCAACAAAGGGGAUGAGUGGUCUGGAGGGGCUUCUGUAUGAGGAGAGAUGAAAGAGGCCAGGCUUGGCCAGUUUAGAAAAGAGAUGCUUGAGGGGGGACAUGAGACCAAGAUUGUCCUCAGCACUACACUUAUGGCAUAAACCCAGUCACUGCCUCAUGUUGUUCACAACGGGGCCCUGAUCCUGGAGUGGGUUGUUCUUGCAGUGCCCAAGCUCAGCCAGUGUGCUUUAGGAAAGGUCAGAAAAGUUUUCCUGAAGAAGUAACGGGAGGAUGAAGAAUGAGCUGCAAACUCUUGUUAGGAAAGAAAUAAAUCUUUGAUGAGGCCAAAUGA